UAAAAAAGCUAAAUUUGUUGAAUAAAGAUAUCCAAAUCCUAAAUUAAGUAGACAACUCUAUUAUAAAAGAUUUUAAAUCGUCAUAAUAUACAUAUGAAAAUUUUAACCUAUUGAAUAGAGUCCAAUCAUCAACAAUUUCUCUCUCGUUCAGAAGGGAACAACCCCUUGUGAUUGCUGAGUUCUUCUCAUAUAAUUGGUGAGUUUUUAGCUUUUUCGAUGUUUUUUUGGGUUAAAAAUUGGAGUCUUUUUAAGUUAAUUUAUGCUUUUUUGGGAAGAAUUUUGAGUUAUAUACUUUUGCUUGUUUGUAUUAAAUCCUUUUAGUUCUUGUUGUAUUUUGCUUGUAAAUUUUGAGAAAAGAAAAAGAGGUUGAUUUGGAUGAAAUUUUGGUUUAACAGAUAGUCACAGAAUUUAUGGAAAAGAAGAUGAAAAAGGGGGAAAAGAUUUGUUUUUUCCUCUGAAAACCAAAUUAAAAGGUGAUCAUGAUACUUGAUUUUUUCACAAGGUUGGGUUCACUAGUUGAAACAAUAUGUAAAGGUAGUAAUGUUGUUGAUGAUGAUGAUAAUAGUUUUGAACGUUUGCCUGAUUGUCUGGUGAUUGAUAUUCUUAGUAGACUUCCAUCACAUUCUUUUCUUAGAUGUCGAUGGGUUUGUAGGCAUUGGAGAGCCUUAUUAGUCUCAUCACAACACUCUUUUACCAAUAUACAUCAUCUAUCUAGACAUACUACACCUAUGUUUAUCAUACAUGAUGAUUUAGCCAAAUAUGAUGCCAAAAGUGAUUUCGCAAAGCAUGGACAAGAUGUUUUUGUUUACAAUGAAAACAAGAAGAUUAAGAAAAAAAAGAAAGUUAUGUUUGAGAAACUUCAUCUCAAACCUGAGCUUAAGAUUAAUAAGGAUAAACCUUAUCUUUUAUAUUCUUGUGAAGGAGUUCUUAUGUUUGUUUCCUCCAAGUGGAAAUCUACUUAUUAUAUUGUCAACCCUAUAACACAAGAAGAAUUGACAGUACGAUAUACACUUGAUGAAGUUUUCGUAUGUGCUCUGUAUUUUUGUCCCUACACAAGACAAUUCAGAAUUCUUUUGGCACAACUACAAGAUACUUGUUGUACAUAUUUCGUACAUAUUGUAAAGAUAUGGAAGUGUGAGAAAAUUCAUUCGUCAAUCUCCUUCAACUUUUUGCCAAAUUGUUUCAAUCCUGUUGUUGUUAAUGGAGCAUUGCAUUGGAUCACGUUGCACGAUUUAAAAAGGAAAGGCAUUGCUCCUUGUGAAAACGGAAUUAUGGUUUUCAGAAUGGAUAAAGAAGAGUUGUUUACUAUGCCUCAUCCUCCUGUAAGUAAGGUUUGUAACUCAGAUAAAGAUCAUUUAGCUAUGAAACUUAUGGUGAAGGAUGAUCAUUUGUGUUUAUGUAACAUGAUUCUCCCAUGGUAUAUCGUGGAUAUGUGGUUGUUGGAGGACUAUGAGACGCGGUCAUGGAUCAAAAAGUAUAAGAUUAAUCUCUUAAAUGAGUGGAUUUUCCCUUUUAGUAAGCGUCUCAGAGAAAGAGAAAUUAGAUACAGGCAUGUUUGGGAUGUUAAGUUUUUGUACCUCCAAGAAAGUGGACUUUUGAUUUACUUGAUUCACUUGUAUGAUGAGGAGAUAUAUCUUUAUAAUUUAGAUCGUAGAACAGUAAAGAAACUUGAAUUGCCGCGAGAAAAAUUGUUGGCCUCCUCUUGUGAAUGGGCUCUUUAUCACAAGAGUUUUAUGGCAAUAGUCUAA
Messenger RNA from Solanum pennellii, 1748 nucleotides. Its product is annotated as F-box protein At3g07870-like. The transcript is spliced from 2 exons. Gene Ontology annotation, molecular function: protein binding. NCBI's taxonomy places the organism in Eukaryota, Viridiplantae, Streptophyta, Magnoliopsida, Solanales, Solanaceae. The coding region runs from base 480 to 1748 and encodes 422 amino acids. The record is from RefSeq and is a predicted model, not a curated record.